AUGACGAUUUUUCGCUGGAUUUUUGGAUAUUUUUUCGGAUUUUGCAGCACCGCUGGCCGUAUCAAGGCGGGAAACGAGAAGGAAGUCGAGUUUAAGAAACGAAAAAUCGUCAAAAAUCAGCCGAGAAAUCAGGAAAAUCAGCCGAAAAUGGAGCCCAACACAAUGCUUGCACAUAUAACCGCCGCCCGUGGCCUCUACAUGAAGAACAAGUCAUCACUGGACGCCUACGCUACAGUAACCCUACAAGGAAAAGGAUCAUUGCGGAGUCGAUGUUCGACGGAUGUACUGAAUACAGAAGGAGAAUGUCGUUGGGAUGAAGUUUGUGAAUUCAAACUCUCGGACAAGUUCAACUCGGUGGUGGUUGCAGUUCACGCCAAGGCAAAGCUCGGUACAAAUGAGCUCAUCGGCCGCUGUGAGCUCGAACUCGAGAAUGCAAAGAUGCUCCACGGACAAACGAAUUGGCUCCGCCUUAAAAAGAAGACAAACGACGAGAAAUAUCGAGGAGAAGUACAGAUUAAGCUCGAGUUCAACUACGAGAAGCCAUCGAUGAGUGUUAGCUCAUUGUCGUUAAAUCAGAUUGGAAAUGAGCAAGAAAAGUCUUCCAGUGGUGGCGGUGGCCUAAUGUCGAAAAUGAAGCGAAAAAUCACACAAGCCAAAAAUGGACACAAAAAGGCCGAAGAUACAAUGUCAAUGGCCUCUGCGUGGUCCGCUACGAGCAAAAAAUCGACAAUUUCCACAAAAUCUGGCAAAUUUUUCGGCAAAAUUGGCUCCAAACUGGGCCUAAAGGAUAAGGAGAAGCCGCUGCCAGUUGGAACAUUCCUCACGCCGAUGGAUAAUCAUUUGGAUGGAGGAGGAAAUGAUUAUGACUCGACGGGACGGGGAACUAGCCGGAAUUCUAGCUUCAACGCCUACGACACAUCAGCCCAGAACAAUGGUCCAUCCCGUCCUCCAUCGUCAUUUUCGUCCAAUCAGAAUCCAUUUGCCGAUUCCAUUUCACCAGAAGCUCCACAAGCUCAGCCAGUUGCAGCCGCCCGUCGCCAGAGCACAACCACGCCGACUGGAAGAUUUGGUGGAAUUGGAGCAAUUACCGGAGCAGCCACGUUGCCCCAUGCGAUGACGUCACCUGUGAUGGCUCACGACAUGUUCCACCGAUCGGGAAGCAUUCGAUCUACGGCCUCAAGCGGAUUUGGCGGCUCUCAGAAGAAUCAACGAAAGAUCAUUGAUCCGAGCAACUCUGACGAUCUACUUGCAGUUAUUGAUAGUCUGAAGUUGGAGCUUCAGGUUAAAGAUUCGAGGAUGAAGGAUAUGCAGGGCUAUAUGGAUUUGUUGAUUUCCCGUGUGAUGGAACGAAAUCCGGAACUGCUGGCCGCCCCCGCAACCAAUCAGAAGCCCAGAAUGCGAUUCUUCUAAUUUUUUCCAUAUUUGUUCGAUUUUUUUUUCCAAAUUCUCUUUGCCCCCCGAAACUCAUUCCUCCAGCAGCUGACUUUACUGUGUACAAAAUGUAUUUUUUCGAAAAAAAACUUUUUUUUCUCAUUUUCUGAGCCAAAGACCCCCCCCCCCCUCUUCAUGUAUCUUCCAAUAUCGAUUUUUUUUUAAAUCUGGUCACUUUUUUCUAUUUUUCGCUAGAUUUAGACCUUUACCCCCCAUUCCGACAAACGUGUAGAAUUCCCAAUUUGACCCCAGUUACCCCCUCCCAGUAAUUUUUAAAAUUUCCUGUGCAACUAUCCUUAUCAAUCAUCUACUUAUCACUAAAGCUCUGUGUCAAAUUACGUUUUUUUAAUUGAUUUUUGCACUGAUUUUCUGGCAAAAUUUCGAAUUUCGACUUUUUACACUAAGAAUUUCGAAUUUUUAAUGUAAA
This is a messenger RNA of Caenorhabditis elegans, 1858 nucleotides long. RefSeq names its product FIP-RBD domain-containing protein (gene rfip-2). The record is from RefSeq and is marked reviewed. The coding region runs from base 1 to 1410 and encodes 469 amino acids. NCBI's taxonomy places the organism in Eukaryota, Metazoa, Nematoda, Chromadorea, Rhabditida, Rhabditidae. Gene Ontology annotation, cellular component: recycling endosome. Gene Ontology annotation, molecular function: small GTPase binding. The transcript has 8 exons.